AUGUCCAAUGUAGCUAUCAAACAGAUAUCGCAAGGCGCGGAUCGCUUUGCGAAUCUGUGCAGAGAAUUCAUCAAAAAACUGAUCGAUUUGGGAGUUGCCACCGGGUCACUACCUACGGCGAGGAAUCCAAACAGGGUCGAACUUAAAAAGGUACUUCUCAGCGCCACCCGGGGAAGGUCUGUCACUAGCUUCGUGCGAUCCUUAAGUUUAACCGAUAAACGACACCUCUUGACGAUGAUGCACAUGGAAUGCCCGGUCACAUGCCCAAACAGGAAAAUUAUGCUACCCCCGGUAGAAUCGAUGCCAAGCAAAGUCAUGAAGUCGGCCAAACAAUUGCGCAAUUUCUUUGGAAUACCCGAAACGCAAGUAUGCCGUGGAUGCGUCAAGCGGGGUAGAUGCAGGAGGUAUCAACAGGUCGAGAGAGACACGCCUGAUCUAAGUGAUAUUGCUGCCAUGCUGAUAGGUGUCUAUUCAACGUGUAAACUGAGUUUGCAAGGAUCGCCGCUAGUCAUUGCCGAAGCAUCGCUCAAGGAACUGCCUUCGGUCACGUCAGUGGUUGACGCGCUAUCAUCGUACAUCCAAGCAUCUCCACAUAGUACAGAUGGUCCUAGUUUAGAAGGCAGAGACCGUCAGCGUCUCCUGCAAAAGUACAAAAAACUGAAAGAGAUGCGAAAGGUAGAACUUCUGAAAGAGAAGGUUUUCAACUUGCCUACAAGUUUCGGUGUUAACCCUGAAGAGCGCACCUAUAUGACAAGUUUCCAGAGAGCUGUUUACAGCAAGCUUCACAAAUCAUCGGGGAAACGAAAGGAAGAUGAAGGCAUCUGGUUGGCGGACCGCGGGGACACCACUUUGCCGGAUGACACUAAUGCGACUUUAAAGGGACUUCCUAAGUUAAACGACGUUGAGUUGGACAAAAAUUGUGAGAUAUCACCUUCGGAUACUGCAGAAUCGGGGGACGUACAAGAACUCAAUCCUGCAUUCGUGCAAUUCAGGAUGACAUAUGAUACUCCGAUUGGUAGAGAUGUUGACCUGUUACGUUAUGAUUUAGUCCAAGACGCUUUUAUCCAGGGGAUAAAGGUAAAUGCAAAGGGAAGGGUGGUUGUCGAUCUAGAAAAGCAUCAAUCGGGAUAUAAGCAAGAGGGUAUUGAGAUUGCACAGGGUGUAGAAAGCUACCGACCGGUAUCGCAGCAUAAGAUCUCUCAUAGUGCGAUUGUUGUGGACAAUUUGCGAACAAAUUCUGGUAGAUUGUCAUUCCUCAAACGGGUGCAUUAUACUUACCAGUGCCAAAGCUCUGGUGCUACGGAGCAGCAGGAAGGAAAGCGUGAAAGCGAGGCAAGAGGCCUAUAUGACGUCGCCACGGCCCUAAGUUCGUAG
This is a messenger RNA of Babesia sp. Xinjiang, 1374 nucleotides long. RefSeq lists its product as uncharacterized. The record is from RefSeq and is a predicted model, not a curated record. NCBI's taxonomy places the organism in Eukaryota, Apicomplexa, Aconoidasida, Piroplasmida, Babesiidae. The transcript has 5 exons. The coding region runs from base 1 to 1374 and encodes 457 amino acids.